Molecule: messenger RNA, 1478 nt
Organism: Salvia miltiorrhiza (redroot sage)
Lineage: Eukaryota; Viridiplantae; Streptophyta; Magnoliopsida; Lamiales; Lamiaceae
Product: serpin-ZX-like
Exons: 2
Coding region: 123-1292 (389 amino acids)
Molecular function (GO): serine-type endopeptidase inhibitor activity
Source: RefSeq, a predicted model, not a curated record
AUAUUAAUAUCAUUGUCAAUUGGAACUCUUAAAUUCUUAAAUCUGUUUUUUUUUACACGAGUAGCUUCACACAGUCAUACUCUCUCUUCACGCACUCUCUGAAACACGCAGAGCAGCACAGUAUGGACCUCCGAGAAUCCAUCCUCAAUCAAACUGACGUUUCCGUUAUGCUGGCGAAGCACGUCAUCUCCGCCCACGCCAAAGACUCCAACCUCGUAUUUUCUCCCUUGUCGAUUCACGUCGUCUUGGGCUUGAUUGCGGCCGGGUCGGACGGGCCGACCCGGCUCCAGCUCCUCAGUUUUCUCAAUAGCAAGUCUACUGAGGAACUCGACUUGCUCUCCUCGCAGCUUGUGACUUUGGUGUUGGCCGACGGCAGCGCCCUUGGUGGGCCCCUUUUGUCAUUCGCCAACGGCGUUUGGGUUGAUCGCAGCGUUAGCUUGAAGCCCGCUUACAAGGAUAUUCUUGAGAAUUCUUACAGGGCUGCUUCAGUUCAAGCCGAUUUUCAGAAUCAGGCUGUUGAAGCAACAAAAGAAGUGAAUGCAUGGGCUGACAAGGAAACAAAUGGCCUAAUCAAAGAAGUACUUCCAUCUGGUUCUAUCGAUGCUUCUACCAGGCUUAUCCUCGCAAAUGCAGUUUAUUUCAAAGGAGCCUGGAAUGAAAAAUUUGAUGCAUCUGAAACAAAAGAUCACGAGUUUUUCCUCUUGAAUGGAAGCUCAGUUAAAGCACCCUUCAUGACCAGCAAGAAGAAGCAAUAUCUCCGUGCUUUCGACGGCUUCAAAGUUUUGGGGCUGCCAUACAAACAAGGUGAAGACAAGCGUAAGUUCUCAAUGUACAUCUUUCUUCCUGAAGCCAAAGAUGGUCUGCCAGCUUUGAUAGAAAAAGCCGGCUCAGGAUCUGGAUUCAUUGAACAUCACCUUCCACACGAACAAGUUAAAGUUGGUGAUUUCUGGAUUCCCAAGUACAAAAUAGCUUUUGAUUUUGAGGCUUCUGGAGUUCUCAAGGGGAUGGGGUUGGUGCUUCCCUUUUCUGGUGGUGGUCUCACUGAGAUGGUAGACUCUAGUACGGGCCAGAAUCUCUAUGUUUCGGACGUAUUCCACAAGUCGGUAAUCGAGGUGAACGAGGAAGGCACAGAAGCUGCAGCGGCAACUGCUGCUGUAGUUAGACUUAGGGCUUUGCUGACAGAGGAUAAACUGGAUUUCGUGGCUGAUCACCCAUUUCUGUUUGUUUUAAGGGAAGAUAUGACAGGGGUGGUGCUCUAUAUCGGUCAAGUACUUAAUCCACUUGCUGGUUGACGUAAAUGGAACAUAGCAAAUACCAACUGAUGAUGCCUUUGGCCUACUAUCUUUAAUGUUGUUAUGCCCUCAUCAAACUCUCAAAUGUAUCUCCUCAUAAUAGAUGCUCUUCUUCCGUAGAGGCUGUUCUUCUGUACUAAGUAUAAACCUUUUCUUUUGUAGUAAUUUAAUAAUCAUAUUUCUUUA